Messenger RNA from Vigna angularis (adzuki bean), 1015 nucleotides. RefSeq names its product bax inhibitor 1. Gene Ontology annotation, cellular component: membrane. Bases 101 to 835 code for a protein of 244 amino acids. The transcript is spliced from 6 exons. NCBI's taxonomy places the organism in Eukaryota, Viridiplantae, Streptophyta, Magnoliopsida, Fabales, Fabaceae. The record is from RefSeq and is a predicted model, not a curated record.
UUCAAAUAUUAAAAUAAAUAUAAAUAGAUUGGGAGUGUUGACAUUCAAAUAUAUUUUUCUCAUUCAUCAUCCAAUUUGUGUUUGCGAUCGAUCCAAAACAAUGGACGCCUUCACUUCCUUCUUCGAUUCAAGAAACCGAUGGAAUUACGAUACGCUCAAGAACUUCCGUCUCAUCUCUCCCAUCGUUCAAAGUCACCUCAAGAAGGUUUAUUUUACUCUUUGUUUCGCCGUGGUUGCUGCUGCCGUUGGGGCCUACCUUCAUGUUCUCCUGAACGUUGGGGGUUUUCUUACUACGGUGGCUUGUGUUGGAAGCAGCGUUUGGUUACUCUCUACAUCUCCUUCGGAAGAGAAGAAGAGGGUGACUUUGUUGAUGGCCGCGUCACUGUUUCAAGGUGCCUCCAUUGGACCCUUGAUUGAUUUGGCUAUUCAAAUAGAACCAAGCCUUAUCUUUAGUGCAUUUGUGGCAACAUCCUUGGCCUUUGCAUGCUUCUCGGGAGCAGCUUUGGUUGCAAGACGUAGGGAGUACCUGUACCUUGGUGGCUUGCUUUCUUCUGGAUUGUCCAUCCUUCUCUGGUUGCACUUUGCUUCUUCCAUUUUUGGAGGCUCAACAGCUCUCUUCAAGUUUGAGCUGUACUUUGGGCUUUUGUUGUUUGUGGGUUACAUUAUAGUUGACACCCAAGAAAUAGUUGAGAGAGCACACUUGGGCGAUCUGGACUAUGUAAAGCAUGCCUUGACCUUGUUUACCGAUUUGGUUGCAGUUUUUGUAAGGAUUCUUGUCAUUAUGUUGAAAAAUUCAGCUGAGAGGAACGAGAAAAAGAAGAAGAGGAGAGAUUAAUUUCUUACCAAUCUGCUCGGUUUACACCUCUGUUCCCUUGGUCUUCAAUACAUAGGAUACUUGACUAUAAAGUGAUUUAAUCUUCACGAACUUUUUCCUACUUGUUUGCUUCUGAACUUUUUAACAAAGCAUGUACUAAAAUGAAAAAAGUAAGGUGGUCUUGGACAACCAGUUCAAUUA